UCUUGCCUGCCACAGGUGAUGUCAUAAGGGGAAAGGCCAAGGAAGUAGGGACUGGAGACUGAGGUGGGAGGGGGAGUGUGAGUUGAGAGGGAGGUUAUGUGAAAAUUGGGAGAGUUGGUGAGAAAGAAUGGAGAAACACCAGAGAGGGGGUUAGACAGAGUGGACACAGAGAUACAGGGAGUCAAAAGUGAGACUGUGUCAGUGCAAGAUGCUUCACACCACUCCCCAUCUGCAAUGAAGCAGCACCAGAGCAGUACUGGUUAAAUGGGUAGGAGCUAGAAUCAACCUGUCAGCCAGCACGGACUGACACAGAAAACCAGCAUACCUGCUCCUGCUGCAAUAGCUCCGCUCGUCACCCCUUUGAUAAUCACUCCUCCCCCACCCCAAUGAAUUUCCCCGCACUAACAACAAGGGGAGGGGGAUCAGAGCAGACAGGGAUCAGCAGGGGGAGCACAUGAGACGGAAGCUAUGAAGGGCCAUAUCUGAGAGGGAGUGAGAGAAAAGGAGCGCACUGUGCUGUCAAGAAAUUUUUGGCAGAACACCACCGCAUCAUGUCUCAAACUGGAGAGAAAGUCAAGUUUUCUGAUUCCGCUGGCUAUGUGGUAUUUGCCAAUCUGCCAAAUCAGGUCCACAGAAAAUCUGUGAAGAAAGGCUUUGAAUUUACCCUUAUGGUUGUGGGCUUAUCUGGAUUGGGAAAAUCGACCUUGAUAAAUAGUUUGUUCUUAACCGCCCUCUAUCCUGAACGAUAUAUACCAGGUGCUGUAGAGAAGAUUGAACGCACUGUUCAGAUUGAAGCCUCCACUGUGGAGAUAGAAGAACGAGGAGUGAAACUGCGUCUCACUGUGGUUGACACACCAGGAUAUGGUGAUGCCAUUAACAGCCAGGAUUGCUUCAAAACCAUUAUCCACUACAUAAACAAUCAAUUUGAGCGAUACCUUUACGACGAGAGCGGUCUUAACAGGCGGCACAUCAUUGAUAACCGUGUUCAUUGCUGCUUUUAUUUCAUCUCACCUUUUGGACAUGGAUUGAAACCGUUGGAUGUGGCGUUCAUGAAAGCCCUUCAUGGAAAGGUGAACAUCGUUCCUGUGAUCGCAAAGGCAGACACUCUGACCUUAAAAGAGAGGGACAGGCUGAAAAGGGGGGUCCUGGAUGAAAUUGCAGAGCAUGGGAUCCGCAUUUAUCAGCUCCCAGAUGCAGACUCUGAUGAAGAUGAAGAAUUCAAAGAGCAGACUCGGGUGUUAAAGGUGAGCAAUCCUGUAUCUGUAUUUUUCUCAAAUAUGGGUAUGCAGACCAGGUUGAGUUUGGUAUUCAGCCAAUGCUUAGCACCUUGGGAUUAAGCGCAAGUUCCUUCUAUUGUACACAGGACACACAUGCAAGAUCUCCAAGAAGUAACUCAGGAUCUUCGCUAUGAAAACUUCCGGUCAGAAAGACUGAAACGCACGGUCAAGUAUCCAGUGGAAGAAGAAGUCCUUGACAAAGACAUGAUCCUACAGCAGAAAGAAGCUGAAUUGCGGAGAAUGCAGGAGAUGAUUGCCCAGAUGCAGGUGCAAAUGAGGAUGAAGCCUUCUGGAGAAGAGUGAGGAGCAAUCUCACAAGAGUCUGUGGAUUAUGGCUGAACUUGGCACCCUCAAACAGUUGUUGGAAGAUGCAGCCCUCCAGCGGUUCAUCAUCUCCGUCCUCCACCCGCAACUUCUGUCUGUCCUUUAUUGAGUGUUUGCUUUUGUCUGUGAUAACCAUGUACAGGUAUCUUGUCUGAAUUAGUGUCUUUUUUUAGACUCACUUCUAUAAUAUGAAAAACCUGCACACAGCACUCCAACUCGAGUCUUCUAUCCAGGAAAAAGAAUCUGGUUGAGUAAUUUCAGAAGUGAAAAAUACGGGUGCAGGUAUCUUUGAGAAGCACAUUCCCAUCUUCCUGUAGGCCUUGAGGAUCCAGCUGCUGGCUCAGUACAGAUGGGCCUGUUCCAUUCACUGGCGAUGGCUAUUAGCACCUGAAUAAAUCCACAGCUUUAACAGGGUUUUAGACUUUUAUACAUCAGGCUGACAUUUGGUAUGUAAAAGUAUCUAAAUGAUAUAAUUUGCCUCUUUAAUACCAUUUGUUUCAGUCACUUAACAUGUAAUAGUGAGCUAAUGCAUUCUGCAGUAAUGAGUCCAGUUUGCAACUGGCUGCUGCAUUUAACAGCCCUCUCACAUAGGACCACAAUAUUUAUAUCUAUGAUGUGUAGAAACAUGUAGAAUGUGGAUAUCUUUUUAAUCUUUUUUUUUUAUGAUGGUAACAAAAAACCGCCAGUGCCUUAACAAUAUUCAAUAAACCCGUAGUCUAGGUCCAAACAAUCACAGAAAUGAUCUGAAAAGGGAAAGGCUGCUGCUGUGAGUCUGGAAUAACUGCAGUUGCCAUUUGACUUGCCGGUAUGAUUUCUCCUCCCCUCCCAAAACAAAAACAAAAAAAAAACACAUACGUGAAAUAACAAGCAGUGGAAGGGUAAAAAGAUAAGGAUCAGACGUGCCUGAAUUAAAAUGCACCCUGUCAGCAUUCCCCUCCUCUCUGCUGAUAUCUCUCUGGCUUAUAAACUAAACACAGCACAGAACUGUACCCUGGAAGCAGUCAUAUUACGCCCACCAUUCCAAACUUAGUGCUCUGUUUUUUUUAUUUCACUUCUAGCCGAGACCACACUGCUGAAAUAUUUCAACUUUACCCUUCUGAUAAGGAUUAUUUGGCAUGCAGCACUUUACUAAUGACUGGUCUUCAUAUAGAAGCUUUUAUUAUUUACUGUAAGUGUUGGGCAGCAAAGGGAGAGUUAACAAGGAAUACUAAUUACAUGAUGCAGUUAUUAGCAAAAAGCAGUGUAUCAGAGACCUGUCUGUGUAGAAUCUGUCAGACGUGAGGGGGCUCAGAUGUAGGCUGGUUCUUUAAACCCUCUUUAUAUCAAUGUGCACUAUUACUUAUAUUCCUUCUACUUCCCACUACAGAGUAGUUGUCACUUGUUUCACAUCAUUUCUCUGGUCAUAGUAACUCCCCUCCUCUGACUUUGACACCAUAACCAGGGAAGGGUUAACCGCCAGCAAGCACUGGCUUGUUCUAUAUUAAACUUACGUAACACAUUCUUUCUGGAUUGACUUUUUUUAAGCAAGUGCAAAACCAUAACACAUGACCUCUCUGCUUCCUCUUCUCUUUCUUUUAUAAAUCUUUUAUAUACCCCAGAAAUAAUCGCUAAUAAACUGUACAGAAUAUACA
Xenopus laevis (African clawed frog) is the source of this 3232-nucleotide messenger RNA. It is a transcript of the gene septin5.2.L, whose product is annotated as septin-2A. Lineage: Eukaryota; Metazoa; Chordata; Amphibia; Anura; Pipidae. The record is from RefSeq and is a predicted model, not a curated record. The transcript has 13 exons.